AUGGAAUGCAUGAAAGGAGGUGAACUUUUCACAAGAAUUCAGGAGAGAGCAAAUUCAGCAUUUACUGAGAGAGAGGCAGCAGCAAUUAUCCGGGACAUUGCUGUGGCUAUCAACCAUUUACACAAAAUGGAUAUCGCACACAGAGAUAUCAAGCCAGAAAAUUUAUUAUAUACGGAAAACAAUAAGAAUGGUAUUCUAAAAUUAACUGAUUUUGGUUUUGCAAAAGAGACAAAUACUUCCAAGUCAUUGAAGACUCCUUGCUUUACACCGUAUUAUGCAGCUCCGGAAGUUCUAGGCCCUGAAAAAUAUGACACCUCAUGUGAUUUGUGGUCUUUAGGAGUUAUUAUGUAUAUAUUACUGUGUGGCUACCCACCUUUCUACAGUAACCAUGGCUUGGCAAUUUCUCCUGGAAUGAAGAGAAGAAUUCGGAAGGGGGAAUAUGAAUUUCCAAGUCCGGAAUGGAACCAAAUUUCUCAGGAAGCCAAAGACCUCAUCAAAGGUUUAUUAAAAACGGAUCCUGACAAGAGAUAUAGCAUUGCAGAUGUGAUGGCUAAUCCUUGGGUCGGUAAUGUUGUCACUGUUCCUAACACGCCGCUGUUGUCCCUUAAAAAUCUUCGAGAAGAUGCCACCGAAUGGUAUGAUGUGCAGGAGGAGAUGACGAAUGCAUUGCAGAGUAUGCGAGUAGAUUAUCAAUAUCAUAUCAAGAAUCCCAAAGAAUCCAACAACAAACUAAUAAUGAAGAGAAUGAAAAAACCAUGA
Messenger RNA from Acanthosepion pharaonis, 759 nucleotides. The record is from the annotation of a GenBank genome assembly. Lineage: Eukaryota; Metazoa; Mollusca; Cephalopoda; Sepiida; Sepiidae.